This is a messenger RNA of Molossus molossus (Pallas's mastiff bat), 1938 nucleotides long. It is a transcript of the gene LAP3, whose product is annotated as leucine aminopeptidase 3. Bases 4 to 1563 code for a protein of 519 amino acids. NCBI's taxonomy places the organism in Eukaryota, Metazoa, Chordata, Mammalia, Chiroptera, Molossidae. Gene Ontology annotation, molecular function: manganese ion binding; metalloaminopeptidase activity. The record is from RefSeq and is a predicted model, not a curated record. Gene Ontology annotation, biological process: proteolysis. The transcript has 13 exons. Gene Ontology annotation, cellular component: cytoplasm.
AAGAUGUUCUUGCUGCCUCUUCCGGCAGUGGGGCGAGUUGCCCUCCGACGUCUGGGGUUGAAACGCUUCUGGAGUCAAGGUUUCGCUGCAGCAGACAUGACGAAGGGCCUUGUUUUAGGCAUCUAUACCCGAGAAAAAGAAAAUGACGCGCCCCCAUUUACAAGUGCGGGGGAGAACUUUGAUAAGUUGGUGUCUGGAAAGCUGAGAGAAGUUUUGAACAUAUCUGGACCACCGCUGAAGGCAGGCAAAACCCGAACCUUUUAUGGUCUGCAUGAGGACUUCUCCAGCGUGGUGGUGGUUGGGCUCGGCAAAAAGGGAGUUGGCGUGGAUGACCAGGAAAACUGGCACGAAGGCAAAGAAAACAUCAGAGUGGCUGUUGCAGCGGGGUGCAGGCAGAUUCAGGACCUGGAGAUCUCGUCGGUGGAGGUGGACCCCUGUGGCGACGCCCAGGCGGCUGCGGAAGGGGCAGUGCUCGGCCUCUACGAGUACGAUGAGCUGAAGCAGAAGAAGAAGGCGGUCGUGUCGCCGAAGCUCCACGGGAGCGGGGACCAGGAGGCCUGGCAGAAGGGAGUCCUCUUUGCCUCCGGGCAGAACCUGGCACGCCAGUUGAUGGAGACCCCUGCCAAUGAGAUGACGCCAACCAGAUUUGCCGAAAUCAUUGAGAAGAAUCUCAAAGGUGCUAGUAGUAAGACAGAAGUCCACAUCAGACCCAAGUCUUGGAUUGAGGAGCAGGGGAUGGGAUCAUUCCUGAGUGUGGCCAAAGGAUCCGAUGAGCCUCCCGUCUUCCUGGAAAUUCACUACAGAGGCAGCCCCAAUGCGAGUGACGCGCCCCUGGUGUUCGUGGGGAAGGGGAUUACCUUUGAUAGUGGUGGCAUCUCCAUCAAGCCUUCUGCAAACAUGGACCUCAUGAGGGCUGACAUGGGAGGAGCUGCCACUAUCUGCUCAGCCAUCGUGUCUGCCGCCAAGCUCGGUCUGCCCAUUAAUGUCAUCGGUUUGGCCCCUCUGUGUGAAAAUAUGCCCAGUGGUAAGGCCAACAAGCCUGGGGAUGUCGUUAGAGCCAAGAAUGGGAAGACCAUACAGGUGGAUAACACCGACGCCGAGGGGAGACUCAUCCUGGCUGACGCGCUCUGUUACGCGCACACCUUUAACCCGAAGGUCAUUCUCAAUGCCGCCACCCUCACAGGUGCCAUGGACAUAGCUUUGGGCUCCGCUGCCACCGGGGUCUUCACCAAUUCUUCCUGGCUCUGGAACAGACUGUUCGAGGCCAGUGUUGAGACGGGGGACCGUGUCUGGAGGAUGCCUCUCUUCGAACAUUACACAAGACAGGUGGUGGACUGCCAGCUUGCUGAUAUGAAUAACAUUGGGAAGUACAGAUCCGCCGGAGCGUGCACAGCCGCGGCGUUCCUGAAGGAAUUUGUGAGUCACCCGACCUGGGCUCACUUAGACAUAGCAGGCGUGAUGACCAACAAAGACGAGGUUUCCUACCUGCGGAAAGGCAUGACCGGGAGGCCCACGAGGACCCUGAUAGAGUUCUUGGUUCGGUUCAGUCAAGACAGUGCUUAGUUCAGAUACUCUAAAAUCCCUUCAUUCUCUCUUAAAUGGGCACCUGAGCUUCAACUAUUUUGCAGUGGAUGAAAGUCUUUUAAAGGAACAAAAGAUGGCAUUUAAAAAUGUAGAACAAAAUGAAAUUUGUAUGCCUUGAUUUGUUUUUCCAUUUUUAUGCAGGGGUUCAAAAAUAUAAAACUGGUAUCUUGUUUGGCAAAGAUUUUUAAUGAUUGAAUAUAUAUGAUGAUUGAAAUUUUUAAAAACUACCUAAUCACUUUUCAGAGUAUAUGUUUUUAAUUGAGGAGUAAAAUUUGUUUCAGAUUGUGGUGCCAGGAACAUGAACAAACUAAGUUACUGUGCAUUUGUCAGAACCAAUAAAGCCAGCUUUUUGUG